Molecule: messenger RNA, 1238 nt
Organism: Caretta caretta (loggerhead turtle)
Lineage: Eukaryota; Metazoa; Chordata; Testudines; Cheloniidae
Gene: TAF12
Product: TATA-box binding protein associated factor 12
Biological process (GO): RNA polymerase II preinitiation complex assembly; DNA-templated transcription initiation
Cellular component (GO): transcription factor TFIID complex; SAGA complex
Molecular function (GO): DNA binding; protein heterodimerization activity; TBP-class protein binding
Source: RefSeq, a predicted model, not a curated record
CGGGCGAGCGUUUCCGGGCGGCAGCGGAAGGACGGUUCUGCGGGAGGGCCCGGGCGAGCAGCGCAGAGCCGGCGGCGGCGGCGGCAGCAGCAGCUCAGCCGGGGGCUCCGGCCGCGGAACAUGGGGCGAUAGGAGGGGGCGCCGGAAGCUUUUGGAAAAUGGCCUCUCCAUUCACUGGGCCCACAGCAGUUGCUGAUGUAAUUAAAGAUCUAGACACUCAGAUAGCUCUGGUUGGUCUGGGUCCUCACAACCCCAAAAAGAAGCAGGAUCUUGACAAGCUGUAUGAUUUAAAGACUAAAGCCCAGCAGAUUAUGAACCAGUUUGGCCCAUCUACCUUGAUCAACCUAUCCAGUUUCUCCUCGAUAAAGCCAGAACCAGCCAACACGCCACCACAGAGCUCCAUGGCAAACAGUACCGCUGUGGCAAAGAUGCCAGGGACUCCUAGUGGAGGGGGACGCCUAAGUCCUGAAAGCAACCAGGUUUUAACCAAGAAGAAGUUGCAGGAUCUGGUGCGAGAGGUGGAUCCCAAUGAGCAGCUGGAUGAGGAUGUGGAGGAGAUGCUGUUGCAGAUUGCUGAUGAUUUCAUUGAGAGUGUGGUGACAGCUGCCUGCCAGCUUGCCCGACAUCGCAAAUCAAACACUCUGGAAGUGAAGGAUGUCCAGCUGCAUCUCGAGCGCCAGUGGAACAUGUGGAUCCCUGGUUUUGGUUCUGAAGAAAUCCGGCCAUACAAAAAAGCCUGCACUACAGAAGCUCACAAACAGAGAAUGGCACUGAUCCGCAAAACAACCAAGAAAUAACCCCUGGGAGUAGCAGGGAGACAACUGUGCGUUUGGGGAUAUCUGCCUCUAAGCUGAAGCCUCCAUGACACCAUCCAUGGGAUAUUUUUUUUAAUGCUUUACAGAGAAGCAUAUAUUUUUUAUUAACAGUGCAGCAAUAUCUAUGACUUUGAGGAGAUCGGCCAAAAAACAUGAUAUGCCCCCCCUUCCUCAGCCCCCCAUCAGAGCGCAUCGUAUCUUGAAACAAAGACUUUAUUUGUGACCUUUAAAGUGGUUUAUUGUAUAAGUGAUUGAUUGUCCAAGGAACAGAGCAUUUUGGUCUUGUUUGGGACAGUAUUAGAAGCAUCUGUAGAGGUUUUCGUUUUCCCCCUUCCCUCCUGCCAGUUCCAGUACUUUGUAAUGUCAAUGUUUAUAUAAAUACUUGCAUUUGUUUUACAUUAAUAAAGAAAUUAUUAAUCUAAA